AUGUUUAGGCUUACCUUGAGACCAUUGAAACAAAACAGGGCUAUCUGGGGGACUAGACGUUAUGCUAAGGGUUCCGCACUUGGAAUUGAUGCGAGUGUGGAAAACAACCUCCAAACUGAAACGAACCGAGUGUCUAAGACUUUACAGAAAUUCUGGAAGGUGGUGUCAGCUCGCGAGUCAGGUGGAAAUGUCACCCUUACCCUGGAUAACAAACCGAUCAGAACUCCGCUUGGAAACAGCUUAACGGUGCCUAAAGAUCGUCAGUUUCUGGCACUUGUUUUGCAGAAUGAAUGGUCCAAUCUUACCACACUAUCGAUCAAACCUCACACUUUGCCCGUAACCUCAAUUGUGUCUCGCUGCAUAGACCUGGAAUAUGUAUCGACGCCCAACGCUGAUGGAGAAUUGGUGGCCAAGAUUGGUGGCGAUCGUAAGCAGAUAGCACAGACUUUGCUGCGCUAUCUGGACACUGAUACUUUGCUGUGUCUAUCACCAAAAGCAGAAUAUGAGGGAGCCUUGAGGGCUGCUCAAGAUAAACUUUAUCUUCCAGUUAUAAAAUCUGCAGAAACAUUCCUGUCGAAAUUCGCCGAAGAACCUGUUGCGAUUCAAGUCCUCGACGCGGAUAUUCACGGUAUGAGAGGUAAUUCUCAACUGGAGCCUACCAGAGCGGCUGCCCUCAAGUAUAUAGACUCCCUGUCUAUGUGGGACUUGGCCGUGUUUGAGAAGACCGUAUUAACCACAAAGUCCUUUAUUUGUGGCCUGUUACUCCUUCAAAACAAAUGCCAGGUUCCGAAGACCGAGAUGCCUAUAACAAUGGAGCAAAUCGCUCAAUGUGCUACACUGGAAAUUAUUUACCAAACGGAAAGAUGGGGUGAAGUUGAAGAUACUCACGAUGUGGAUCAUAGAGACAUCAGGCGGAACGUCAACGCUGCCUGCAUAGUUGCGUACCAGGAAUGA
Lachancea dasiensis is the source of this 954-nucleotide messenger RNA. The record is from the annotation of a GenBank genome assembly. Lineage: Eukaryota; Fungi; Ascomycota; Saccharomycetes; Saccharomycetales; Saccharomycetaceae.